Messenger RNA from Rotaria sp. Silwood1, 3672 nucleotides. The record is from the annotation of a GenBank genome assembly. NCBI's taxonomy places the organism in Eukaryota, Metazoa, Rotifera, Eurotatoria, Philodinida, Philodinidae.
ACCCACACCCCACACCCACACCCACACCCACACCCACACCCACACCCUUUGUGUAAUUAUCAAACUUCCUAUCUAAAAUACUGUGUCGCUCAUUCGAAGUAUAUUUUUUCUUUUCUCUCUAUUUCUAAGUACCGUCUUGUAGCAUUUGUUAUUUUUGCGCCAAGCAAAAUCUGUUUCUACUUGGAUUCUUAUAUGUAUUUUCGAGAAAGGACAUAUCUUUUAUUUCUAUAAUGUGAAUAACUAGGACCAGGUUUAGAAAUAUUGGUAACUUCGAGGAGAUUGAAUCACAUCGAUAGACACGUGUUUUUGAAAUAUUUUUGUUGAUGAUAUUGGACAGUCGUAUAAAAGUUGUAUUUUCUAAACUAAAGUUUCGAAUCCUGUGUUUUUUGCAAGAUACUCGUGUAAGUCUUUCAAUAAUACUGAAAUGACGACGCCUGUUUGGUCUAAUGAAAACAUUUCAUAGGAUGUUGUUGCAUCCGAAAUCUGAAUUGUUGAUCUGAAUUCAUUAUGUUCUCUCUAAAGCUUUGUGAUUAAAUGUGACCGAAAGAAAAAUUGAAAUAUUUCAUACUUUUCAUACGAAAAAGUUGUUCGUUCGUCUCAGUGUAUUAGCUGUUUAUGAAUUGUACACAACUCGAUGCAAAGUUUGAAACAUCAUGAGUUGAUAUAAGCCUAUUUCUACAGAAUCCUGCAUCUUAUGAAUGAGAUCUCUCAAAGUUUUUCAAACUUGGAAGGCAAUGAAUUUCAUACUAUAAGAUGGAGAAAUGUUUUUGAGAACAUAAAUAAUAUCUGUUUUUCCUUGGAAAACGUAAUGCAAUUGAAAAAUAACGACAAUUCGAGAUAUUUCUUGUAUGCUUGCGCGUAGCAAAUUCUUCUGAACACAUUGAAACUUUUUCAUAUUGUUAUAAGUUACUGUGGAGCAUGUGAAUUAACCAUGGAAUCAUUCUUUUCCUAAAUGAGCUUUUAUUAGUACAUUGAUAAAUGUAGAAAAAAGAACUUUAAAUCUUUCAAUAUCGUUUCAAAGCUCAUUCAACAUGUGGGCUUUGUGUGAGUGCUGGUGAAUGUCUAUGAAACUCACGGAUACCUCUUAUAUAGAGCGAAACGACACAAUUCACAUAGAAUAGAUAUAAGUAUCAUGCUAGUAGAUUAUGCGUCAAGAUAUCGAUGGUAGGUGUGAAUGAAGAACAUUUAUAUCCACAUCCACAUUCACACCCACGCUCACAUCUACACCAACCACACACUUAAAUCACCUUAAGAAGCAACAUGGAAUUAUAUAUUUUGCAAUAAACAACACACAUCACUAUAUAUAUAUGUAUUUAUAUAUACAGAGAGACAGAGACAGAAGCCUAAAACGUGAAGAGACGGGACGAAAGAGAGAAGGCAUUGAACGAGAGGAUAUAUAUAUUUAUAUGAUUUAAUGAAUAAACAUGGAUCAUAAUAUAUCGAGAGGGAAAGGAGAGAUAUAAAUGUAAUUCGAUACAAGCAUAACAAUCAUGAAUAAGAAAAAAACUUCCUUUAUAAAAUUGUCUUACUUCUAAAAGAAAUCUUCAUAAAAAAUUUGACGUCAUAUUAAGGUAGCAAUAUCGUCCUCAAAGUCUGAGUAGGACACUAUGGACCUAAAACAUUCUCUUUUCCAUCACGAUGUUCAAAGAAAAGAUUCAAAACUAUCAUUGUUUCUUCGUAAUGUACUUGAUUUUGUGCGUUUUUCAAAAUGUUUGACAUAAAAUCGAACGAUAUGUUAGUCGAGCAUUUCAUCAUUUGCAUAUGCAUAGUCUCAUACAGGGAAUGAACGUGUAGAUCAGUAUGACCGUCGAUACUUUACAGAAUUUCUGAAGACACGACAGUUCAUUCUAACGUUUUCUCGUUGGAAACAUUAUAAUUGAUUUAUUUUUCUCUUCUUCUUACAGAUUUCGAAUAAGUCAACCGUUCCGGACAAUGGAAGCAAAUUCUGUUCCAAGCAAAAAGCCAGAAUACGGUCUCAUCAUUUUGGGCAAUGCUGGAACGGGCAAAAGUUACAUUUGCAAUAUGGUAAUUGGCUAUGAAAGAUUUGAAACUGACUUUCGGCGAGAAGCAGUUACAACUACUCUGGAGUACCAUCGAAUUGAUGCUGGAUCAAGCGACCUUCUCAUAUACAAUAUUCCAGGAUUGAUCGAAUCACAUCAAGAAGAAAUCGAUCGAAACAAAAGAGAAAUCAUUAAAGCUUUCGAACAAUCUCCCAUAUCGGUUGUCAUAUUUGUAUGGACACAGGUGGGUGGACGACCGCAUCCAGAUGAUAUCAUUACCUUCAAGGCUCUCAAUGAAGCCUAUAACUUUUCGUCCAAAUCUUUAAUGUUUGUCCUGAACAAUAUACCGAGCCAGCGAUCACCGACAUUCGAAGGAAGAUUUUUUACUUUACUUACGAAAAUGCUCAAUCCAAUUCCAAUUUCAUUGGAAGACAUGUUUUUUAUCGAUACUUUGAAUUCUGAAGAUAAUGAGAAGUUUAGUGCAACACGUGAUCGACUACUUCAUUUCAUCGCACAGCAUCGUGAAAGCGAGCGAAAAAUGAAAGCUAAUAUUAUCAUGCAAUGCAACGAACUUCGCAUCCUAAGAGAAACUCUAAAAAAACAAUGUCUGGAAGCUGAAGAAAACAAGCAAGCUCUUGAAAUACAAAUCAAGCAAAUGACAGAGGAAUACGAAGUUGUCAGGAAGAGCCAAGAGAAGAGAUACCAAGAUAUGAUAUUCAAAUUACAGUUAGCAGAACAACAAGUAGCAGAAGAAGAAAAAGUUCAUGAACUUGCUGGUGUCGAAUUGGAAACUCUACAUAAAGAAAAGAAAACAGGUCUAAAGGAGCAAUGCCAGCAACUUUGGAAAAAAGUUGAAGAUGAGAAAGGAAUUUUGAAGAAAGUAGAGAAAUGCUAUAAAAUCGCAAGCAACGAGCUGCAUAUUAAAUGCAAAGAUGAAGAAUAUGAUAAAGAGAAGAAUUUCAAGAGACAGAGCAGCACAAUUGAAGACAAGAAUGAAAGGAACGAAAAAUUCCAUGGAGAUCAGCUGAAUAAGGUUCAGAAGAAGCCCACUAAACUGUACAAUAACAAUUCUGAUUCUAGUCUUCUCCGUCCUGCUGUGAUCGGUGGUAGUCUCGGUGCUACUUCCGUUGGUGUUCUGGGUGCUGGUGCCGGUGCUGGUCUCGGUGGUGUUGGUGGUGCUGGUCUCGGUGGUGUUGCUGGUGCUGGUCUUGGUGCUGCUGCUGGUGCUGUUGUUGGUGGUGCUGCUGGUGUUAUUUUGGGUCCUUGUGCUAUCGCUACUGCUGCUGCUGGUGCUGCUGCUGGUACCGCUGUUGGUGCUGCUGCUGGUACCGCUGUUGGCGCUGUUGCUGGUGCUGUUGCUGGUACUGCUAUGGGUGCGGCUGCUGGUGUUACCUUUGGUGGUAUUAGUGGUGCCAUUGCUACUCUUUAUAGGCGUCAUAAAGAUCAUUGGCCACCGAAUAAUUCAGAUUUAAAUCCAUUGGACUACUGUAUCUGGAAUGAAUUUGCGCAGUAUGUCAACUGGGAGAAAGUAACAUCGAAAUCCACACUAAUUGAUGAAUUAAAACGUGCAGUCAAAAAAAUUCGGCAAGAUGUUGUCUUACAAAAUUGUUCAUCUUGGGCUGUUCGUUUACAACGUGUUUUAGAAAAUGAUCGAUGUUAUUUAAAACAAUAA